This is a messenger RNA of Trichoderma breve, 2022 nucleotides long. RefSeq lists its product as uncharacterized. The coding region runs from base 1 to 2022 and encodes 673 amino acids. Lineage: Eukaryota; Fungi; Ascomycota; Sordariomycetes; Hypocreales; Hypocreaceae. The transcript has 4 exons. The record is from RefSeq and is a predicted model, not a curated record.
AUGGCCACCACAAACUUUGAUGUGAUACAAACCGUGCCACGCGUGGCGACUCUCAUUUACCAGACUCACAAGCUAUGGCAGGAAGUGAAGAAUGUCCCGGACGGGAUUAUGGGGCUUGUAGACCAGCUAAAGGCCCUUGAGUCCAUUUUCUCAGAUAUUGAAGACCAGUUCAACGAAGAUGGUGCCUCGGCAUCCUUCAAGAAUUGCCUUGAACUAUCCAAAAAGGCUCAUGAUUCCUUGGGAGUUCUAGUUGCGGAUAUGAGAACACAGCUGCAAGCAAAUAAGAGGAUGAAGCGCAAAUAUGCGGCAGUCAAGAUUUUGCUCAAUAAGGCUGUCUUGGAGAGGCUUGAGCAGAGUCUAUCUCGAUGCAUGAACUUUUUACAACUAGCAAUACAAGCAUAUCAAAUGGCAAUGCUUCGGAAACUUAGCUCUCAGACCACCUCAGCAAGAUUCCAGCCACAGAAUCAUGCACAGGUCCAACAACUUCUUCCACAACAAUCACAAACCAAAAUGCCUCAAAAUCAAUUCAAUGAUGAUGACUCGCUCAUAGUUCACAGGAGUGCGACUACGGUAUCCAAAAAGUCCUCAGGUUCAUUUGCAUUUUCACUGUCAAAAGAUGCACGGUUUGCAUUGACUUACACGCAUACUGGUGCCUGGCAAGCACAGGUGCAGUUACCGAGUUGGCUGUCAAGGUCAAUUUACGAACUUAUGUCUCGACCAUCUAUUGCAGGCUGGACAUAUAGCUACCGAGUAUACAAUAUUGUUCCACAGGAUUCGGAGAUUAUCAUGAGAAUCCAGGCCGGGGAUCUAGUGGGAGUGCAAGAGCUCUUCAGUACCAAGAAAGCAUCGCCUUUCGAUAGAAGUAUAUACAACGAUUCACUAUUACAUGAAGCUGCAUCUUGCCACCAAUACGAGAUAUGCCAGCUACUGCUUAAUCUUGGUCUCCGGACUCAGCUGGAUGAAGGAGAUAAGCCCAGCUCGACGCCUCUAGCGAGCAUUGCUAGUUCAGUCGUUUCUGACACGACAGCGAAAAACAAGAUAUUAAUGGACACUAUUCCAAGGAAAAUCGCAAAGCUAUUUUCUUUGUAUCUUCAAGAACCAGAUGCCUUGCCGGCGGAGAGACUGCUGGAUUUUGUAAGGGAAUAUUCCACUAACGAUCUCAAUGUGAAGAUUUUCCAGGAGCUUUUCAUGCCUAGCUAUUAUUUUCGCUUAUUGCGAGACCGUUUAGAGGCUGUGCGACUCGGGGCUUUCAUCGUCCAAUCUCCAAAGACUCUUGCAAAUUUUAUUUCAGAAGAUGGAAUAAUCAAGCAAGCCGAUGUUAGGCAAUCGACCCGUGAGAAAUCGUCGCUCAUGCACUCUGCAGCCAUCACGUUUGGCUGCAGAUACCCCGAGGUGCUCUCUCCUUAUGAGAAACCUUUCGCCUGGUUUCGGGCAUAUGGCUCACUUUGGGGUUCGUUUGUAAUGAACAUUGCUUCCAUGGCGAACGAAAAAGACCUACACAGUAUCGAGGAGGUUGUCCCGUGGGACGGUUACCAGGUGACUACCUGGAGAGGAACACCAUUCAUAUCAGUCAUAGGGGCGACUCUCUGCUAUCUUUGCCCAGAGAUUUCGCUCUAUCACUGGGAUACUAUACUCCAGGGCUGCAUUCGAAAAUGGUUGUCCUUAUUAAAAGAAGCAGGCGUUGAUUUGAUGGAAUACGGGAAGAGGGAGAUGGAACUUCUUGUUGGUGGGGAUGAUGGUAUCAGAGGGGCUUUUGACGCUCACGCCAUUGAGCGCUCAAGAUGUAUUAUACGACGGCCUAUGAAUGGGGUGGAGCCAGUGAAAAAGAUAUGUCGCAUGUCUGAUGAUAUGUGCUGGAGUGACACGCAUUGGAUUCCGCUUCGGCUUAUCGAUCUCAAGAUUGGGCCAAAGCCAGACGACUGGGAGAUUAUAUGGGCACCCGAGUUUGAGUAUAUGGCAUACGAGUUUUGGAUGAGCAUAGAGAGGAACAUGGUUCGGAUGCCUGGAGCUUGGGUGGAUUAG